GCAACCACCACCGCGAUGUACCGAAGAAUCCGCUCCUGGGUUCUUGAUGAGCACGAAGAAAUCCUAUUCCGCUCGCACCCUGUGAUGAAGAAGGUGGAGAACGUGCGUCUCCUCGACCGGUUCAGCAGCAAGCGGUCCACGGGCACCCUCUACCUGACGGCCACGCACCUCAUCUUCGUGGACCCGGACGCUAAGAAGGAGACAUGGAUCCUACACAUGCACAUCAGUAGCGUGGAUAAGCUGCCGCUCUCCACACAAGGCUCUCCGCUCCAGGUGCGCUGCAAGACUUUCCUGGCUGUCACCUUCGUCAUCCCAAAGGAGCGAGACUGCCACGAUAUCUAUACCUCGCUCCUGCAACUCUCCCAGCCCGUACACCUGGAAGACCUGUACUGCUUCCACUACACGGCCAGCAGCGAUGACCUGGACAAACGCAGCGGCUGGGACCUGUACAACCCCGCGGCCGAGUACCACCGCAUGGGCGUACCUUGCGAGACCUGGACCCCUACCACCCUCAACCACAACUAUGAGAUCUGCGACACCUACCCCCAGGAGCUGUACGUCCCUGCCUCGGCCCCUACCAAGGUCAUCCUCAGCAGCUCAAAGUUCAGGAGCAAAGGUCGAUUCCCGGUGCUCUCAUACCUGCACAAGAACCAGGCCGCCCUGUGCCGAUCCUCCCAGCCGCUGUCAGGGUUCAGCGCUCGGUGUGAGGAGGACGAGCAGCUUCUGGACUGCAUCCUGCGCUCCAACCCCAACACGUCGCAUAUGAUUGUGGUGGACACGCGGCCUAAGAUCAAUGCCAUGGCUAACCGGGCAGCAGGCAAAGGCUACGAGAACGAGGCGUACUACGAAAACAUCAAAUUCCACUUCUCGGGCAUUGAAAACAUCCAUGUCAUGAGAGCAUCCCUGGCCAAGCAGAUUGAAACGUGCCAGUUGGUGCCGCCCUCCAUGAACGGCUUCAUCAGCGGCGUGGAGUCCUCAGGCUGGCUGAAGCACGUGCGCUCGGUGAUGGACACGGCGGUGUUCAUCACGGCCGCCAUGAUGGAGGGCGUCAGCGUGUUGGUCCAUUGCUCCGACGGGUGGGACCGGACCGCUCAGACCUGCGCCCUCGCCCAGCUGCUCCUUGACCCUUACUACCGCACCAUCCAGGGCUUCCAGACCCUGAUUGAGAAGGAGUGGCUGGCGUUUGGGCACAAGUUCACGGAUCGCUGCGGACACAUUCAGGGUGACUCCAAGGAGGUGUCACCCAUCUUCACACAGUUCAUUGAUUGCGUGUGGCAGCUCCAGCAGAUGCUUCCCUCGGCGUUUGAGUUCAACGAGCGUUACCUCCUAGUCCUGCACGACCAUGUCUUCUCCUGCCAGUUCGGGACCUUCAUCGGCAACUGUCAGAAGGAUAGAGUGGACUUGAGGUUAGCCGAGAGAUCCUACUCGCUGUGGGGCUUCAUCAGGAACCACGUGACGGAAUACAGGAACCCACUGUACCGGCGAGACUCAACCACUGACGUCCUGCGCCUCACACUGAGUCCCCAGAGUGUAAAGUUCUGGCGAGGGAUGUACAACCGCUUUGAGAAUGGCAUCCACCCCCGGGAGCCCAUGGGGGACCUGCUGGCGGCCACCACGGAGCACACGCAGUCCCUCAACGACCAGGCCGACUACCUCACCAAGCGCAUCACGUGGCUCAAGAACGAGCUGGAGCGGCGGGGACGCAACGCCCCCAAGAAGGCGGCCGACGCGCUGUGUGACAACCGCAUCCUGGAUGAGGCGCAGCAGGUGGGGGGCAGGGCACCGCACGCUGACAACGGCAAUAACGAGGGCAAAGUGGAGAGCCUGGGUGUGCUGGGGAUGCAGGAGAUUGAGGAGUCCCUGGUGUCGGUGGGCGCCCUGACAGCCACACACGAGACGGACCCGGACGUCACCUCGGAUAAGAUCGCCCCGGACGCAAACUUCAUCAACCCUUCGCAGCUGAUCCCCGGCAGCGGCAAGAAGCUCAUGAACCAGCUGCUGUCCCACCAAGCAGUGCGGUCCGUGUCCUCCGAGCUGUCCUCCGUCUCCCUCGACUGGAAGACCUUCAGGAAUGUCAAGGAGUGUUCCUGCUCCACGCCCUUUGACCACUUCAGCCGUAAGCACCACUGUUGGCGUUGCGGGGAGGUGUUCUGCACGCGUUGCAUCGACAAGAAGACAGCGCUGCCCGGCCACCUCAGUCAGCAGCCCGUGCCUGUCUGUCGCCCAUGCUACAAAGAUGUGACACGUUCCCUCUCGGUCGAUACGCCAUAGUCACACAGAUCUGGGUCGAGGCAUGACGUUGCACUAUGGCGGGGAUGACUAUUCUUAUUCAGUCAAGCAGUGAGCAUGUCAGUGAGUCAGUUAUCCUCCUCCAAGGUGUUGAGUAAGAAUGAGGUCAUGCAAGGGAAGGGUGUUGGCAUGUCAGGACACCCAGUCACUGAUUCACUCGGCCAGUCAGUCAUUGAGGCCAGGGUGUGUAGCUUGGGUGUAGGUGCGAGGGCGGGUAUUUAGUGAUAUUGGGUCUUCAUCCUUCUUGUUGGUGUUGUGUGGCGAUAUGAUCAGGCCAAGCGAGGGAGUGAAGUGGUGUGGGAGUGUGGGUUGAACUUCUGUAUCAUUCACUCAGUCAGUCGGUCAGUUAGAUGGUGCACUGCUUUGUUUCUUCUUACUCAAUAUGGAAAGUGAAUGGGUUGCUCUGAUUGGCUCUUGUGAAGGGAGUGGGUGUGUUGAUAUCAUCCCUGUAUCAUCACUCGGUCAGUCAGUCAGAUUGUGCACUGUUUUCUUCCUUCUUACUCAAUAUGGAAAGUGAAUGGGUUGCCCGGAUUGGCUAUUGUGAAGGAUGUGUGUCUCUAUAUUACCAUUCAGUCAGUCAGUCAGAAUCUGUACUGUUUUGUCUCUUUUUACUCAUUAUGGAAAGUGAAUGGGUUGCCCGGAUUGGCUAUUGUGAAGGAUGUGCAUCUCUAUAUUAUCAUUCAGUCAGUCAGUCAGAAUCUGCACUGUUUUGUCUUUUUUUACUCAUUAUGGAAAGUGAAGGGGUUGCCCGGAUUGGCUAUUGUAAAGGAUGUGCGUCUCUAUAUUAUCAUUCAGUCAGUCAGUCAGAAUCUGCACUGUUUUGUCUUUUUUACUCAUUAUGGAAAGUGAAGGGGUUGCCCGGAUUGGCUAUUGUGAAGGAUUUGCAUCUCUAUAUUAUCAUUCAGUCAGUCAGUCAGAAUCUGCACUGUUUUGUCUCUUUUUACUCAUUAUGGAAAGUGAAUGGGCUGCCCGGAUUGGCCGUUGUGAAGGGUGUGGGUGUGUUGAUAUCAUCCUUGUAUCGUUAGCCAGUCAGUCAGUCAUAUGCUCUACUGUUUUUUCCUCCUUAAUAUGGAACUUGAAUGGGCUCCCCUGACUGGGUGUUUUGUAAGGAAGUGUAAGGAAGCAACAGCUGCUGGUGGAUGCUGUGUCUAGUGAGCACAGUGCUGUUGGCGGCUGAUCAGCGCUGACCCUACUUAAUGCUGACUAUUCACAGUGCUGUUCCUUAGGUCAAGUUUAUGAAUCCAUCUCCGUUUACAGUUUAUUCCUGGUUCAUGGCACUAUUGCAUAAUUUUUAUAAACAUGCAUAUCGAUAUUCCAUUAUUAUUUACAAAACUUAUACACACAUGUACCUAGGGCCGCUUUCACAGUCAUUUUGUUUGUUUUGAUCGUUACCAAUGGCGGCGAUCGAUGUUAUAGCAUUUCCAUGUAAAACUGGCUGAUGGGGUUGUGGAGGCUGUGGAGUUAGCCUAGCCCUGCAAAUUAGCACACACUCUCAACACCUCUCGCUUCCUCUGCAGCCGCCACUACCCCAUAGGCCAGUUUCACGUGGAAAACUAUAGCGUCGAUCGCCACCAUUGGUAACAAUCAGAACAACCAAAGUGACUGAAAGCGGCCCCUAGUUCUUUUCCCUAAUCAAACGUUCCAUUGUCUUGAAGGUAGUAUGCUAUGAUGUGUACUGCUCCAUGAUUUUUACGCUAUGUACCUCUGAUUCUGUUAUAUAUGAUUAUGAAACUUUGGAGCAUGGUCUACCUACAUCCAAUUCUGUUAUAUAUGAUUAUGAAACUUUGGAGCAUGUUCUACCUACUUAAUAAACUUUUGCUCAGUUUUACUUUUUGUCAUAAGGAUUUUUGUUAGUUUCAAUGUGUUUGGUUGUAUUUGGUCAUUGAUUUAUAGAGUGCACAGUUGUUUGGUUGUAUGUUCUCGGCCGUCACCAGAAGGAGGGUGAGGAGCGCAGGAUGGGUGCAUGCAAAAGGAGAGAAAAAUCAUGAGUUAACCCGUUAGCCGCGGGGAUCAUGUUUCUUAAUGGUCCCUCCAAGCGAGAAAAAUGAGAAAAAAAUCACCCCUCACACAAACCCUUUAUUAAUAUAUAUCAAAGCAUUUGUGAUCAGAUUAUGUAUCAUCUAUUUUGGGGGGUUUAUAUCAUGGCACAAAUUUGGCCCAUCACUGCUGCACGGUAAAGCCACAAAUUUGGCCCAUCACUGCUACACGGUAAAGCCACAAAUUUGGCCCAUCACUGCUGCACGGUAAAGCCACAAAUUUGGCCCAUCACUGCUGCAUGGUAAAGCCACAAAUUUGGCCCAUCACUGCUACACGGUAAAGCCACAAAUUUGGCCCAUCACUGCUACACGGUAAAGCCACAAAUUUGGCCCAUCACUGCUACACGGUAAAGCCACAAAUUUGGCCCAUCACUGCUACACGGUAAAGCCACAAAUUUGGCCCAUCACUGCUACACGGUAAAGCCACAAAUUUGGCUCGUCGCUGCUACCGGGUUAAAUAAAUGGUUGCACACCUCAAAAUGGUUAUAGUUAAAAGUUUAAAAAAAAGUUCAGUUAGUUCAAAAAUUCAUAACCAAAUCAUUAUAACUGUGCACCACAAGCGAGAGAAAAGUUUGUAAAAAUGUAUAAUUGGUCAUACACUAUUAGCCAGAUAAUUAUAAGUGUACAUAUUUAACACCAUGAUUUAGUUCCUAUUCGAAGAUGAUUAUUUACAGAUGUUUGGGCAGAAUCAUGUAUAUUUAAAGGUUUAAUGAAUAAUAAGUAUGAUUAAGGUUACCAAUGCUGCAAGUCUUGUGGUGGUGGCGGACAGGCAGGUUGUACUGGCGAGGAGCAUUGCCCACAUGGACACUGCGGUGGUACAAAGCAGCAGAACAGAUCACUUUUUCCCAACAGUCUGUCAUUACGUUGUGCUAAUUUUCCGCUUCGCUCUCUCAUACCACACACCGAACACUAACUGUGGGUCAUAACAGCGAGGAACAUUGCCCACGUCGACACAGCGGUGGUACAAAGGAGCAGACCAGAUCACUUUUUCCUCAUAGUCUGUCAUUACGUUGUGCUAAUUUUCCGCUUCUCUCUCGCAUACCACACAUCGAACACUAACUGUGGGUCAUAGCAAUGAGGAACACUGCCCACGUGGAGACAGCGGUUGUACAAAGCAGCAGACCAGAUCACUUUUUCCUCAUAGUCUGUCAAUACGUUGUGCUAAUUUCCCGCUUCGCUCUCUCAUACCACACACCGAACACUAACUGUGGGUCAUAACAGCGAGGAACAUUGCCCACAUGGACACUGCGGUGGUACAAAGGAGCAGACCAGAUCACUUUUUACCAACAGUCUGUCAUUACGUUGUGCUAAUUUCCUGCUUGUCUCUUGCAUACCACACAUCGAACACUAACUGUGGGUCAUAACAGCGAGGAACAUUGUCCACGUGGAGACAGCGGUGGUAGAAAGAAGCAAAACAGAUCACUUUUUCCUCAUAGUCUGUCAUUACGUUGUGCUAAUUUCCCGCUUCGCUCUUGCAUACCACACAUCGAACACUAACUGUGGGUCAUAACAGCGAGGAACAUUGCCCACGUGGAUACUGCGGUGGUACAAAGAAGCAGAACAGAUCACUUUUUCCUCAUAGUCUGUCAUUACGUUGUGCUAAUUUUCCGCUUCUCUCUCACAUGCCACACCGCACAGGCAGGAAACGACACUGCAUUGUCUUGUAUCUAUAAACACAGUAAUGGCGAGGGAGACCGUUCCAGAUGUACACAAUAGCUUGCUAGCCUACAAGCGCAUGUACGGACACUGCGGAUACAUAGAUCUGUGUUACACCGGCACUGUGGCAGAGGCUGUGCUGUGUGGCCUUCACUGUGAUAGCAAGGAGGAGGAACUGUAGAGGGGGUGGCAGUACUGUGCGUGGGUGCAGAGGUCAUAAGGCAAGACCAGAAAUACAAGGCAGGAGGCCGUGAGGUUGUGGCGUCAGAUGUGGAGCCAAAACAGAGCAACAGAGCACCAUAAAGGGAUAGCGAUCGAUGUUGGUGUUUGCUGCCUCACAGUCUAGGCGUUUAGUGUUUGUUAUGUUGCCCUGUCAUGUGGGUUCUCCUUCUUGGUGGGCAGACAGGAUAUGGACAAGAUUGAGGAGUUGAAAGUAUGUAUAUGUAUGUAAAUUGCCACCUGUCUCUCUCCCUCUCCUUCCCCUCCCUUCUCAUUUUUUUUUUCCUUUACUUCUUCUUUCUCUUUUUCUUCGUUUUCUUCUUUUUCAUUUUCUUUUUCUUCGUCUUCUUCCUUAUCUUCCUUGUCUUCUUAUCUUCUCCUUCCUUAUCUUCUUUUUCAUUUUCUUCCUCUUUUUCCUUCUCUUCUUCCUUUUCUUCGUAUCUUCUUUUUCAUUUUCUUCUUCCAUUUCUUCCUCUUUUCUCAUGAUUCUUCCUGUGCCUCUUCAAUCUAUUACUCCAUUUAAUCAUUAUCGUCUGUGUUCUAUUCCUAUUGGUGAACUAUUGGUCUAUCUCUAUGCCUCUGAAUCUAGCUGUCAUUCGGGCUAUUAUUUUGAGGCCUAUCUUGCAUUCGUACUGGUAUUUCCUCUAGUCUCUGGCCUGGUAAUGUGUCUGUCUGUCUGUCUGUCUGUCUGUCUGUCUGUCUCUUCUUCAUCUCUUUCCCUCUGCUAUCUGUGGUGAGUAGAACUGCAAAGGCUUCAAGCAAUACAUUUCUGACCUGGUGCAAAAUACUUAUUCCGAAAGAUCACUUCAUCCUGUCGGCCUUUCUUUUAUUUCUUUCCUUCUGUCUGUUUCUGUUUAUCUUUGCCUGUCUGUCUGUCUAGUUUUUCUCUCUCUCUCUCUCUCUCUCUCUCUCUCUCUCUCUCUCAGUGAAGAAAUAUAGAUCUAAACGUCAUAUUGUUCAUUUUUAUUCACUAUUCAUUAACUGUGAUGCGUAAAUAUGAGCUCAUCUCUCAUUAUGCUUUCUACUCUCUAUAGUAUAAGAUGUGUAGCAUGAUUUAUUUUGUAUGUCAUUUACUGUUUAUGUACUGCCAACUUAAGUUACUCUUUAGUUACCCCCAAAAAAACUAUAUAUUGUAAUGGAGGAAGAGAAUGGUACAAGAAUCUUUAGCAUCUGAAAGCUUCGGUAAGUCACGGCUGGUCACUGGUUUAUCAAUGUCGUUGGUGAGGAUGAAUUUACGUAAGAUGAAAAUUACUGCAAUAAGGUUGAGGGUCUGAAAGUACAAUGUUAUAAUGGAAAAGUGUGUUGUCAGUGAGCACGGAACACUUAACAUUUUAUCCCUCACCGAAUAAUGGCAUUUCGCUCCCCUUAUUAGGCUGUUGUUAGCCAUCACUCUACUAUUGUUACUGUUUGUUACUGAACUGCAUCCUCGGGUAGAGAGUUAACAGCUGAGGGUGUUUGUGUGUGUUGUCACCAAUGGAUGAUGUAAACAGUGAACAUAGACCACCAAUGUUACAAUUCCUCUUAGAAUGUUGAUGUCAUGUGUAACUUCCUUCACUCAACUUGUUUCUUGUUCCGGGCUGGGCUGGUUCAGGACACUGGCAGGGGGAGGCGGCAAGGGCUGGAGGGAACCUUGAUAUGUUUAGUUCAUGACAAUCAAAAUAGCUAACUAACUGUGCACUAAACACCAAAGAUUGACCUUGGUUACUUCUGAUAUCUAUUAUAAGCAACAUGUCCUUCACUUCAUAUGUCAUUCUUAAAAAGCUUACUGUGCUCUAAUAUCCCAAAGACUGACCUUGAUUACUUAUGAUGUCCAAAUUCAAACCUCUUGGACUGUAUAUACUAUGUUAUUAUACUUCAAAAUUUUCUCCUGGGGUGGUUGUGGAUCCCUGGUGUCAUCAGUGUGGUUUUCCCUGCAUUCCCAAAAUCACUCUGCCCCUAUAAUUAGUGGAGGGGUAGGUUGGCUAAUGUAACUGGGGGUAUUUCUACUACUCAAACCACAUGAGAAUUUGAUCUACUCGGGAGAAUAAAUCUUUUUCCCAACAUUCUGCCCGGUAUCAAAUCCAUGCCCCUGAAACAAUAAGCAUCAUCAAGCCAAAGGGUAUCUAAUGGUUUAAAGCAUUUGGAGUCUUUAUUUCCUCAUUAUCUGUUAGUUUAUUGUUUAUUGGUGCAUCAGUCUCAGUCAUGGUGAUACUAAGAGACACUAGCUUCUCUCUUCUACUGGAACUACUCUUAUGUACGGUCAUGGUGGCUUCGAUGUAAGGUUUUGAGUUGACGACUUUGGGUAUUCAUCUUGGUGGAGCAAUUUGAGGCUCACCCAAGCAUCCCUGUACUGCCAGUGUCCUGUGGGCCACCCUCACCCUUACUGUUGUCUUAAGUUGAAGUCACCAAUCAGGGAAUUAAUAACUGUAAUAAUAGUAAUAAUAAUGUUAGUGGUUAGCUUGUACCAGAUACCAAAUGUGACCCUUGCCUCAAAUCUCCCUAUUGAAUGAUUGAUUGAUUUGUAAUUAUUAUUGAUAUUUUUAUUAUUAUCGUUUGUGCUGAGACCUUACGACAAGAUGCAUCACUGAAAGAAGGGUUGUGUUGGGAGAGCAGAGGAAGAGAAUGAUUAUUACUGUUGAUCCAAAUUUUGAUAGAUUAAUAAAUAUAUGGACACACAGGA
Eriocheir sinensis (Chinese mitten crab) is the source of this 8859-nucleotide messenger RNA. RefSeq names its product myotubularin-related protein 6-like. NCBI's taxonomy places the organism in Eukaryota, Metazoa, Arthropoda, Malacostraca, Decapoda, Varunidae. Bases 16 to 2271 code for a protein of 751 amino acids. The transcript is spliced from 16 exons. The record is from RefSeq and is a predicted model, not a curated record. Gene Ontology annotation, molecular function: metal ion binding; phosphatase activity. Gene Ontology annotation, biological process: dephosphorylation.